UUCCUUCAUAUGUUUUUGUCAAACACACUAUGACUUUGAUGCUCUAUGGGCGUGUUCGGCGGUAGCGUUUGAGGUAGCGGGUAGCGUUUUGACCUAGUCAAGACGCUACUUGUAAAAUUUGUAAGUGUUUGGUAAAGUAGCGAUUUAGGUAGCGGUUAGCGGUUGAGUAGCUUUUGUCAAACGUUAAAAUUAGUAGCGUUUAAGGUAGCGGGUAGCGUUUGACAAAUUUAUAAUAAAGUUUUAAAUAAUAUUCUUGCUUUUAUUUUUAUUUUUAUAAUAUCAACCGCUACUUUUACCGAACACUCAUAUUAGUUGCCGCUACUUUGAUAGCUAACCGUUACCCGCUACUAUUCACCGCUACUCGCUACUUUAAUCGCUACCCGCUACUCAACCGCUAACCGCUACCCGCUACCGCUAAUUUUGCCGAACAGGGCCUAUGUAUUUAUCUUUUUAUUAUGAUUAGAAAAAACAUAAUCGUGUGAGAUAUCAUUAGAUUUUUCUUAAUAUAUAUUUUCAACAUAUCAACUUUUAUAUUUAUCUUUAACAAUAAUAAAAUUUGUGAUACAAUUGACACAACUUUAAAUCGACUCUUUCUAACACAUAGUUUGACUCUUAAUGUCGUGAAUUAUGUAUAAAAAAAAAUAACAAAAAGUUAAUAUUUAAAACCAUAUAUAACGAUACGAAUCUAACAAGAUAUCACAUGAGUGCAAUUUUUCGUAUAAAUCACAAAAGUUGAUCAAAAAUUUAAUGUAAUAAAUAGUGUAAAUAAAAAAUAUGAUGCGGAAAGAAUUACGGAGUAUGUAAUUCCUAAAUAUGGAGAGAAAAAAGGAAAAACACGUGCAAGAUUCCGGUCUAGUAGAGCAGUUUUAGUAACUAAAGCCCACUUCCGAAAGCCCAGCCCUAUGACCACCUUCAUUCGGCCCACACCAACACCCUCAGCUAAACGUCACCGCCAACCUCAUUGACACAGAAACGCAGCAACUGCCGUCACCUCACCUUCAUCAAAACACUACCGUAUUUACCCCCCAACAAGCAACACCUACUUCAAACCUUGUCACCACUACCAUCUCACCGGAAAAAAAAAUCAAGUUGGAGUUCAGAUGACGGAUACAAAAUUAAGGGGAGGCGGAUCAUCAUCUGCGGAUCAUGAAGGUAGAGAGAUAAAGAAGAGGGUGGUCUGACUCGCCGGGUCGAAUGGGGGAAUGGAGAGAAUAGAGUAAUUAUCGUUAUUGGGGCAGUCAAUUGUGGUUUUGGUGGUGGAUGUGGGGCUUCAUUUGGAUUUGUAAGAGAGAGAAGGGGUUGUAGUGGUGGACGCGGUGUGGGAUUUUGAUGAUGGAGGUGGUGCUGUGCACUUUGACGGUGGAGGCGGUGUGGGAUUUUUGUGAUGGAGGUUGUGCAGCUUUAAUGGUGGUGGGCCUGUGGGCUUGGUGGUGGAUAGAGCUAUCAGAGUGGUUGUGCGGCCGCCUCUCCUGGGAAAUGAGAGAGGAUCAGAGGAUAUAAUCGGGUAACUGGAAAGAUAACUUAUAAUGGCCACGAGUUGACACAAAUUGUUCCCCAUAGAACAAGUGCUUAUAUCAGUCAAAAUGAUCUUCAUUUUGGAGAAAUGACUGUAAGGGAGACACUCGAUUUUUCAGGACGAUGUUUAGGGGUUGGAAAUCAGUAUGAGUUCUUGGAAGAACUCUUAAGACAAGAGAAGCAAUUAGGGAUCACCCCAGAUUUUGAUGUUGAUGUCUUCAUGAAGGCCAUAGCAAUUCCAGGUCAAGAAAGUAGUCUAGUUACUGACUAUGUCCUCAAGUUACUGGGAUUAGAUAUAUGCUCCGAGACCAUGGUGGGUGAUGAGAUGAGGAGGGGUAUCUCUGGUGGUGAGAAGAAGCGUUUAACUUUAGGUGAAAUGUUGGUUGGACCAACAAACGUCUUUCUAAUGGAUGAAAUAUCAACAGGAUUGGAUAGUUCCACCACUUUUCGCAUAUGCAAGAAUUUAAGACAAAUUGUUCAUAUGAUGGAUGUAACAAUGAUCAUUUCUCUUCUACAACCAACUCCUGAGACAUAUGAGCUGUUUGAUGAUAUAAUCCUUCUUGUCGAAGGCCAUAUUAUUUAUCAGGGCCCGUGUGAAGAUGUUCUUGAGUUUUUUGAGAACAUGGGAUUCAAGUGCCCUGAAAGAAAAGAAGUUGUCGAUUUUUUGCUAGAGGUAACUUCCAAGAAAGACCAAGCACAAUACUGGUCUAAGGAACUGUCAUCACACAGUUAUAUUUCUGCUAAUGAGUUUGCUCAAGCCUUCAAAUCUUUCCGAAUCGGGCAAAAACUAUCAUCGGAUCUUUGCAUUCCUUAUAAUUAUAAGUCUAAAGCAGCCCAAUCACCAUAUGCUCUAGAGAAGGAAAUGUAUGGUAUCUCCAAUUGGAAACUAUUAAAGGCGUGUUUCUCACGGGAGUGGAUGUUGAUGAAGAGGAAUUCUUUUGUUUACAUCUUCAAAACAACACAAUUAACCAUAAUGUCAUUGAUUACCAUGACGGUGUUUCUGAGGACAACAAUGCACCACGAAACAGUAGCAGAUGGUGGAAAAUACUUGGGAGCUCUAUUUUUCAGUCUCAUGAAUAUGAUGUUUAAUGGAAUGGCAGAAUUUCCUAUGACAGUCCUUACCCUUCCGGUUUUCUACAAACAAAGGGAUCUUUUCUUCUACCCUGCAUGGGCGUAUGCCUUACCCACAUGUGUCCUUCGAAUACCUCUGUCAUUCGUGGAAUCUGCAAUAUGGACUAUUCUCACGUAUUACACUGUAGGUUAUGCUCCGGCUGUUAGUAGGUUUUUUUGCCAGUGGCUAGCACUCUUCUGCACAAAUCAGAUGGCUAUGUCUCUCUUUCGCUUGCUUGGUGCCGUUGGAAGAACAAUGGUUAUUGCUAGCACCAUCUGCAGCUUAACCUUGCUGUCCGUUUUUGUCCUAGGUGGUUUCAUAAUUGCAAAGGAUGACAUUGCACCUUGGAUGAAAUGGGCAUACUACCUUUCGCCUAUGAUGUAUGGGCAAAAUGCAAUAGUUAUUAAUGAAUUUCUUGACAAGCGUUGGAGCACGCCUAAUACGGAUUCAAGAAUCCAUGAACAAACCAUUGGCAAAGUCAUACUAUCCUCGAGAGGCUUUUUUAAAGAACAGUAUUGGUUCUGGAUUUGUAUAGGAGCUCUAUUGGGGUUUACUCUCAUAUUCAACUUGUUCUAUAUACUGUCAUUGACAUACUUAAAUCCUAUUAGCCAUUCCAGAACUAUACCGUUGGAGGAGGAUGAUAUCCAAAAGGAGCGCGAGGAUAAAGGUACCCUUGUAAAGAGUACUAGUUCUUUAGUAAAUGGUGCUCCGAAAAGAGGAAUGGUCUUGCCUUUCCAACCUCUUUCACUAACAUUCUGCCAUGUCAAUUACUAUGUGGAUACGACUGCUGAAAUGAAAGGCCAUGGUUGCAAAGACGAUCGUUUUCAGUUGUUACAAGAUGUUAGUGGUGCUCUAAGGCCUGGGAUAUUGACGGCACUAGUUGGUGUAAGUGGCGCGGGAAAAACCACACUAAUGGAUGUGCUUGCCGGAAGAAAGACUGGUGGACAUAUUGAAGGAAGCAUCAAGAUAUCUGGGUACCCCAAAAAGCAGGAAACUUUUGCUCGGAUUAGUGGUUACUGUGAACAGAAUGACAUCCAUUCACCUCAUGUAACUGUCUAUGAAUCCCUAAUAUACUCAGCUUGGCUUCGCCUGCCUUCAGAUGUAGACAUAAAAGAAAGAAAGAUGUUUGUUGAAGAAGUAAUGGAGUUGGUUGAGCUUAAACCACUUAAGGAUGCGUUAGUUGGUCUUCCCGGUGUGAGCGGCCUUUCAAUAGAACAAAGGAAAAGAUUGACAGUAGCAGUAGAGCUAGUAGCUAAUCCAUCCAUUAUUUUUAUGGAUGAACCAACAUCCGGGCUUGAUGCUAGAGCUGCGGCUAUUGUCAUGCGCACUGUGAGAAAUACUGUGGACACUGGAAGAACUGUGGUUUGCACAAUUCAUCAGCCAAGUAUAAAUAUCUUUGAGGCUUUUGAUGAGCUCUUGUUGAUGAAAAGGGGAGGACAAAUAAUUUAUGCAGGACCCCUUGGUCACCACUCUUGUGAUCUCAUUCAAUACUUUGAAGCCAUUCCUGGUGUGCCUAAAAUCAAGGAUGGUUAUAAUCCUGCGACAUGGAUGCUUGAUAUCAGUACUCCUCAAGUAGAGUCUCAGCUGAAUGUGGAUUUUGCAAAGCAUUAUGCAAAUUCCUCUCUUUAUCAGAGGAAUCAAGAAAUGAUUAGAGAGCUCAGCUCUCCUGCACCAGGUUCUAAGGAUCUGUACUUCCUAAGUGAAUACUCCCAACCGUUCCUAGUUCAAUUUAAGGCCUGUUUCUGGAAGCAAUAUUGGUCUUAUUGGAGGAACUCAGAAUACAAUCUUGCUCGAUUUUUCAUGACCGUUUUUAUUGGCCUUGUCUUUGGUGUUUUGUUCUGGAAUAAAGGAGGCAAAAUAUCUAAACAACAAGACCUACUCAAUCUCCUAGGCGCCAUGUAUUCUGCUGUACUUUUCCUUGGGGGUACUAACACUGCUGCUGUGCAAGCUGUUGUUUCCACUGAGAGGACAAUUUUCUAUCGUGAAAAGGCGGCAAGGAUGUACUCUACACUACCCUAUACAUUUUCUCAGGUAGCAAUAGAAGCAAUUUACAAUGUGAUCCAAACUUUUGUUUACACCCUACUCCUCUACGUCAUGAUUGGAUUUGAAUGGAACAUCGGGAAGUUCUUGUACUUCUACUACUUCAUCUUAAUGUGCUUCCUCUACUUCACACUGUAUGGAAUGAUGCUCGUUUCUCUUUCACCGGGCCAUCAAAUUUCAGCCAUUAUAAUGAAUUUCUUCCUCGGCUUCUGGAACAUAUUUGCUGGUUUUUUGAUUCCUAGAUCGCAAAUACCAAUCUGGUGGAGAUGGUUUUACUGGGCUUCCCCAGUUUCAUUGACAUUGUAUGGUCUUGUAACGUCACAAGUCGGCGACAUUGAUUCUACUGUUGUUGUACCUGGAGCUAGCAACAAUAUAACCGUUAAGGUUUUCCUCAAAGAUUACUUUGGUUAUGACUAUGAAGCCCUGCCUUUCAUUGUUGUGGCACAUCUGUGUUGGGUCAUGUUCUUUGUUUUUGGCUUUGCUUAUGGCAUGAAGUUCAUUAAUUAUCAGAAGAGAUGAAUCCACAAUGUGAUCUUCUGUUUCCAUAAUUUUAUCAUAUAUAAGGGAGGGAAUCAUAGAUUGUAAUUUACACUUUAUUAUCCAGGUGUAACCCUAAGGGUAAAUAUGGUGUAACCAUAAUUUCUUUUAAUAUAAAUAAGAUUAAGGGAUCC
This is a messenger RNA of Spinacia oleracea (spinach), 5337 nucleotides long. RefSeq names its product ABC transporter G family member 39. Gene Ontology annotation, molecular function: ATP binding; ATP hydrolysis activity; ABC-type transporter activity. The record is from RefSeq and is a predicted model, not a curated record. Bases 1604 to 5185 code for a protein of 1193 amino acids. The transcript is spliced from 16 exons. Lineage: Eukaryota; Viridiplantae; Streptophyta; Magnoliopsida; Caryophyllales; Amaranthaceae. Gene Ontology annotation, cellular component: membrane.